AUCGUCACGGCGAUCUACUUCGUACGUCCGAAUCCCGCCUACUAAUUCGCGCAGUGGGAAUCGAGAAGACGUCGGACGUCGCGACGCUUAGUGUGUGUUUUUCAGCGAUCGUGUCAAAAAGCGGCAACGAUAUUUAACAGGUAGUUUAGAAACGAAUAACAAACUAAUAAAAGAUGGCAACACAACCGAGAUUGGUCAACAAACAAUUCAACUCCCCCAUUGGCCUGUACUCCGAACAGAAUGUCCGGGAAGUCAUAGACAGGGAAACCCAGAUUCUGUCUAAUGGAGCUGUUGGAGUAAACUUCUACAAUCCUGCCGUGGGAAAGCCAGCCAAUCUUCAGAACUCCGCCGUUCUGAGGAUGCUGGAGGAAGAGGAGAACCGUCAACGAAAUGGUCAUCAUCCGAGUAACGAUUACGCGCCGAAAUCCUUGCGAGAGAAUACAGUGUGGCCGCCCCGGGAACACGAAAUUAAGAACCAAAUCCGAGGCGUGUUCAAAGACACCGUCGUUCCAGGUGUGAAAAGAGUUGCUUGGCCGCCACCGCAAGACAGUGGAGAAUUCACAGAACAAGAAGCAGUGCAAGCUCAGGGUGGAGCCCAAUACCCCUCUCAGUCACCCGGCUUGCAGAAUAAUCACGCUCCUAACCACCAGGCGGCAUCUCCCCAACCGGCAUACCGCCCGUUGCACGUUCAAACCGGCUCGGCCUCCCCAAUUGUCCAAUCUCCCCAUUCGCCCGUCUUAAACCAAAGUCCCGCGGGCUACAGGCCUGCUACACCUGUUAAGCAGUGGGCCCCUGUUCAUUCUCCCGUCGGUACCCCGACAAGAUCGCCUCAAUUCCAACCCCAUUUUAACGCACCUCAACAAUAUCAACCACCCCAACAACAAUACCAAUCACCCCAACAACAUUACCAACCACCUCAACAAUAUCAACCACCCCAACAGCAAUACCAACCACCUCAACAACAUUACCAACCACCCCAACAAUAUCAACCAGCCCCUCAACAAUAUCAACCCCCUCCACAACAAUACCAACCACCUCAACAGCAAUAUCAGCCACCCCAACAACAAUACCAACCACCCCAACAACAAUACCAACCACCCCAACAACAAUACCAACCACCCCAACAACAAUACCAACCACCCCAACAACAAUACCAACCACCCCAACAACAAUAUCAACCACCCCAACAACAAUACCAACCUCCCCAACAGCAAUAUCAACCUCCCCAACAACAAUAUCAACCACCCCAACAACAAUACCAACCUCCACAACAACAAUCCCAACCUCCCCAACAACAAUACCAACCACCCCAACAACAAUAUCAGCCUCCACAACAACAAUCCCAAACUCCCCAACCUCAACAACAGCCACAAACUUCUCAGUCAACCCCCGUGCAACAGGCUAGUCAGCCACAAGUACAGGCACCAGCACAAGCGUCAGCUGCUCCAGGUCGUCAGCAAAGUGCACCAGCUCCUGCACCGGCUCCGGCCCCAGCUCAAAAGAAGGUCGUUGAGCCGCCACCGGCGACUAUCACUUUGCGCCCUCAAGCGCCCGUCAGUCAGGCUCCCGCCCCGUUGAUCACCUCUCAACCAGCCACGGCAACCUUAAGGGGUGGCAAACACCUCAGAGGUGACCUUAAAUGGCCUCCGGAAGAUGUAAAAAAACUCAUGGAGGAGGAACGACUUAAAGCAGAAGAAAAUAGUCUUGGAUCCACAUACGUACCUAGUGGUAAGCAUCUGAGGGGUGACCUGAAAUGGCCCCCAGAGGACGUCAGGGCCCGCAUGGAGCAGGAGCGCAAACACGAAGAAGAGAUCGCCAUGGGCCCGGCGGUGCGGCCACCCAAGAACAUCAAGGACUACAGCAGCUUCUAUGAACAGAACAGGCUCAACGACACAUAUCCGAGAUACGUGAUCCCGCCCGGCACGCAGUUCUUCAGACCCGUGUGAAUGGCGCGGUGAUCCGUCCUUGAUUAACCUCGAUUUAAUUGUGGUUAACUUUAUGUUAUGGCGAAAGUUUUAAUAUAAUUUACUGUUUUUUUUGUUGAAUUAAGUCAAUGUAAGAGGCGUCUACGUCUGGUGGUUUUAUGCAUACUUCAACUGCGGACGUGGACGUGUAAAAAAAAUAAACGUGUACCUUAAUUUUACGUGGUAACUUCUAGUCCGUAAGAUGCUAAGUUUGUGAUAAUGCUGAACUGAUUUUAUGUAGUCACUUAUACAUAACUAACACAUUAUUUGGGUGGACCCAUGAGUUUGCCCAUGGUUGCAAAUUGAAUUAUCUUAUAAAGAUGUAUAUAAUUCUUUUUUGUAAGCCUGAGGCUUAUUAAUUUUACUUAUAUAUCAUUGAUAAUGACGACAAGCCGCUUUUGCAAGAAAAUUUACUAUUCGAUUCGAGCUUUUGCUGUACGCAAAAUGUUUAUUGUAAUUUAUAUUUAUAUACGGAAAAUUUCAAAUAAAUAUUAUUGACACCUCGUCAAA
This is a messenger RNA of Aethina tumida (small hive beetle), 2474 nucleotides long. RefSeq lists its product as uncharacterized. Lineage: Eukaryota; Metazoa; Arthropoda; Insecta; Coleoptera; Nitidulidae. The record is from RefSeq and is a predicted model, not a curated record. Bases 174 to 1946 code for a protein of 590 amino acids. The transcript has 9 exons.